Messenger RNA from Cottoperca gobio, 10931 nucleotides. It is a transcript of the gene cacng3b, whose product is annotated as calcium channel, voltage-dependent, gamma subunit 3b. Gene Ontology annotation, cellular component: AMPA glutamate receptor complex; postsynaptic density membrane. The record is from RefSeq and is a predicted model, not a curated record. Bases 1249 to 2202 code for a protein of 317 amino acids. Gene Ontology annotation, molecular function: channel regulator activity; voltage-gated calcium channel activity. The transcript is spliced from 5 exons. Lineage: Eukaryota; Metazoa; Chordata; Actinopteri; Perciformes; Bovichtidae. Gene Ontology annotation, biological process: neurotransmitter receptor transport, postsynaptic endosome to lysosome; positive regulation of synaptic transmission, glutamatergic; regulation of AMPA receptor activity.
UCAUUUGUACCAACGGGCACGUUUCUCGGGAGCAAACCCAGGCGGGUGUAACUGUCCUACAGGCUCCAUCAGCAGGCGUCUUAUUGGACGGUCUGUCCCGGUUCUGGUUGAACUUCGGCGGUGAGAGAGAGCGAACACGGCUGUUCUGGAGGAGAAAUUUGAUUAAUGCCGUCUAGGUCUAAUUUUUGGUGCCUGUUAAAUACCCGUGCUGCGUGUCUCUUCACUGCAGAUAAUGUAAGGGGGGGAAAUUAAUUUAUAUUAGCGUCUACGUGUUUGGACGAGUUUAUGUAGCCUAUUACUCUGGACAUCGAGGAAGAAGAAAAAACAUGUCAGUGAGUCAACAGCUGGAGUGGAAAACACACGACGGAUCUCUGUCAACGUCCGCUCUCUCUUCAUAGCUGACGUAUGGGCUUUAUUCAUUCGUCCAUUCAUUCAGUAAUUCAGCAGGAAACCGAGCAAGAAAGAAUAACCACUGUACCGCCUCAUAUUUUGGCGCUGCUGCAAGAGAGCUUGUCGAAAGAGGACAUCCUUCACCGGUCAACAAAUCCAGCGAUGGAGUCCCCCCACGCAGACCUUGGCUGUUAAUGGUUAACAGAUUAAUAAGGGAGCUGAUUUGGAAAAACAGAAGUUGAGAAGAGGUGAGGUAAGAAAGGAGGGAGGGAGAAGAAGAAGAGAGAUAGAGGGGGAAACGGAGCAAAGAAGAAGAGGAGGGAGAAGAGAAGAGAAGAUCUCGGGUUACUGGUGGAUAACGUGGCUCUAACGCAGCUCGCCCUGCCUAACCCCGGGACUAAUAAACGGAAGGAGGGAAGGAGAGGCAGAAUGUUGCAUCGCCGUUACCCUCCGCUCUGACUGAGUGAGGGCAGUGUCGGGUAGUCGGGGACAACCGGUGGUCGUUAAACCUCCGGUUUGUGUGUGUGCGCGCGCGCGCGUGUAUGAGGGUGGUGGUGGUGGUGGUAAAACCGGUUUUUGAUGCGCGAGAAAGUGACGUGCCGCCCUCCCACCUUCCCGCCCUUUGCCACAAGCCUCUUGUCAACUCAACAGACCAGGCAGCCAAGUACUUCAUUUUUCGCUCCAUACGUUUAAAAUCACCACCUUUAAUAUAUUUUAUUUUUAUUUAUUUAUUUUUAAAAUGCCUGUCUGUUGAACCCCUCACUCUGACUCUCCAAAUCUCGCGGGAUAUAAAGGAAAUAAAAGAGUGAAUCUAAAAGAGAGGAGGAAAAUAGAUAAAGACAAACAGGAGCCGCCUAUAUGAAGAUGCUGAUGUGUGACCGCGGCGUCCAGAUGCUCGUGACGACGGUGGGCGCGUUUGCCGCCUUCAGCCUCAUGACCAUCGCCGUCGGUACCGACUACUGGCUGUACUCGCGCGGGGUCUGUCGCACGAAGAGCACCAACGACAACGACACGAGCCGCAAGAACGAGGAGGUGAUGACGCACUCCGGCCUCUGGCGAACCUGCUGUCUGGAAGGAACAUUCAGAGGUGUGUGUAAGAAGAUUGAUCACUUCCCAGAGGACGCGGACUAUGAAGCAGAUGCUGCUGAAUACCUCCUCCGUGCUGUGCGUGCCUCCAGUAUCUUCCCCAUCAUGAGCGUGGGUCUGCUGUUCCUGGGGGGGCUCUGUGUGGCCGCCAGUGAGUUUUACCGGAGUCGACACAACGUCAUCCUCAGUGCAGGAAUCUUCUUCGUCUCUGCAGGUCUCAGUAACAUCAUAGGAAUUAUUGUCUAUAUCUCAGCCAACUCGGGUGACCCAGGCCAGAGCGACAGCAAAAAGUCCUACUCCUACGGCUGGUCCUUCUACUUUGGCGCCCUCUCCUUCAUCAUGGCAGAAAUGGUGGGCGUGCUGGCCGUGCACAUGUUCAUCGAGAAGCACCGCAAGCAACGCGCCAAAUCCCGCACCGAGCUCAUCAAAAAGUCCGCCUUCAGCCGCAUCCCCUCCUAUCGCUACCGCUUCCGGCGUCGCUCCAGCGUGCGCUCUUCCGAGGCCCCCAGCCGUGACACCUCACCGCUGGGGAAAGGCGGCUACACAGGGCCCGCCGCCUCCGAGAUGCCCAUGUACACGCUGAACCCACGCGAGGCAGGCAACGCCGGCACCAAACCUGGCAGCGGCAUGGGCGGGCUGCUCAACUCAGAGAGGGAGUUCCUCCAGAGCAGCACGCUCACUAAAGACUACAGCAAGGACCCCAACCGCAGGACCACGCCGGUCUGAGAGGUGCUUAGCUGCAGAUAUCGCCCAAUCAGAGUAUCAAAGAGAAAGAUGAAGAGAAAUACAGGGGGAGUGCAAGCAAACGCAGGGGACACACAGGGUUACGCGGGUGGGAACGGGGUUUGAUAAACUUUGACUGUGAACUGUGAACUUUUAGCCUUUGAACUGUGAAUCCUGAGCCCUGUGAGAGUUUCAGUGUGUGUAGCAGGGUCGGUUUUGAUGGAGAAGUUGUUCCCAACUACCACAUAUCACUGUAGUUAUACCUGUAACUCCUUACAUAUGAAGGCACAUUCAAUUUAUGUUCAUGAGUGUUAUGUUCAUAAAUUGACUUUCUGGCUUUUUCGAGGGGGGAAACGGGGAAGUUUAAAUAGCAUAUCGUAAGUGGUUUGCUGUUUGGGGCAACUUCUCCUCUAAAAUUAAAAUAAUGUGAACUAAAGGAGAAGAGGAAAGAGGUGAGAGACUCUGUGUGAUCUUUGACCUUUUGACCUCUGUCCUCCUGACCUUUUUUGAAUAGCAGUUGGAUGAGUUCAGGUUACAGCCUUAGAGCUCCGAGCUGUCUCUCUGAUUACCGAUACUAUUUAAAAGUGCAGAAGUUAAGACCUCAGGAUCGGGAUCGAUUCAUUUUCAGUUCAGCUGGACUCAAAAAUAGUAAUUGAAGAAGCAGUUUGUCCAUUUAUGGCAGCACAUUUGUGGCACUAGUUAUUAUUUUCUAUACAUAUUGUAUAUAUACUCCUUUCAUAUUGAUUGAUGGAAAAGCUCACUUCAUAACUGAGUGAACUGAAACUGAAUUGAGCUCAUUCCUGGUAACAUUUACCCCCUUCUCUCUGAGGUCAGUUGUUAAACCUGCGUAGAGGUUUUUGAAAAAGGGAAACACUGACAGAUCAGCUGUUAGGGGGGAAAAGGUGUGACUCAGCAAAACUAAUGAAUCUCUUUUAGAUGGUAACGUUAGAUCAUUGGUGCUUCCUUUUACCCCACAGUCAUCUCUUGAAUUAUGUUUUCACCUAAAACUUAAAGAGAUGAUCAAAUAUUUGUCUGUCCGCCUUCACGUAUCAACUUUCACCUUCCACAUUUUUCUGUGUAGCCCCAUACCUCACCUCACUGCCACCCUUUCACACACCUCCUCUCACCCUCUCUUUCUCUUUUAGGUCCCGUCUUCCGUUGGUGUCGCUCGUAGUUUAGUUAGGGUUUUCCGAAGGUUGUUGGUUCAGGGUACUGUGGAGAUGAGACCGCUGAGCUGUGAAUAUGCUUUAAGGCAGAGCCAAAAAGACAUUAAACAAACAGCUGGACAUUAUUUUUGUUUGCCCACUACCUUUUGGUAAAUAUAUUUCAGACGAGUUUAAUAUAAAGUUGUCUUUCUUGCCAGAACAAUUGUCAAAGAUUUCAGCUGCAGAAAUAGACGCUGAGAAAAUGCUCCCUUCAGUCUAAAGUACACUUCUCUCUUCUCCAAUGGAAUAUCUGCAGAAAAUGAAUUUGUAUGUGGCGCACAAUUUAAAGAUAAAUAGAUGGAAUUGGCAGAAGUCUCAUGUAUUAUUCAGAGGAUUUGUGCUCCAUCCAUUCAGCUGUCACUCACAGCCCCUCCUCCUCUUUAUCCCCCUUACAUGUGCACACACUGUAGACUGCACAAAUACACACACACACACACACACACACACACACAAGCCUAUAUACACACGUCUCCUGUAAUAUUUCAAACACCUGUACAGUUUUUACUGUGACAGAUUCUAGAGGCACAUCAAUACAUUUACAUUUAUCGCUCUCUCUCAGACGUUUACACAUUAAAGUUGGUGCACUCCCUGUAUACUGUGUUGGCACCAUUUUGUAUUGAAGCCAUGCAGUCAAUGGAUAAAAAAAACUAUGUGUUGAAUAAGAGAGAUAACAAAAAAAUAGUAAUGAAAACUCCAUGAAAAAGGCAUUUUACAAACUGUAUCUGUGCUGUUUUUGACCGGGAGAUCAUCUCCCCAUUGAAACUUACUGGAACACGUGUUUCAGUAACAAUAUCAGGCUUUUUAAAAUCAUAGUCAUAGUCGCUGGAUUAUUUACACGAUAUUAUCAUAUGUGUAUUAUUAACAUACUAUCAGUAUUACAUUUUUGAAACAUUGUAAAUACCGGUAUUUAGCAACACCCCUUUUUUGCGCACAGUCAGUUCACCACUGAAUCAUCCAACAAUUGGUGAUCUAUCGCUACCUCUGUCCAUUGUGCUGGCAAAUAAUUAGGAGGCUGUUGCAACACUUUGCAACACUUUAUCAUACAUAGCCUGAGUUCACAUUAAACCAUUUGUCACAUCACUGGACAACACCUGAUCACACACACACACACUCACACACACACACACACACACACACACACACACACACACACACACACACACACACACACACACACACACACACUCGGAUACAAGGGGAGGAGACAAAAUAGCCAUAAAACAGCGAGAAAGGGAACGUGCUGCAGGGAGAGUUGUGGAGAGAGAGCAUGAGUAGCUAGUGUAAAUGUAAACAGCAUUUUUCUCAAACUAUUUUCUGGGGCUGAGAGUAAAAAGUGAGUGUGAAAAAAUUUGCAUUUUUGUUUUCUUCUUUAUACCUCCCAAAGCCACCAUUGCACUGUUUUGUACAAACUAACCAUGAAACAUCACCAAGCUGAAACCGUCACGCCACCACUUUGAGAGUUAUUACCCUGAUAAUAAAAGAUGUUUUAAAUCUCAGUCAUACUGUUUAAUUUAUGACGCUGCUGUUUUAUCCGCUGUCUUUUAACGCCAUAAAGGGAGUCUAAAGGGACAAACGUGCAUCACCACAGACUUGCUCUUGCUGUCCUUCACAUGUAAAUAUUAAUUUUGCAAGCUAACUACAACAUCAGCAGUUGUCAUGGGCUGUGAAAGUGAAGAAAAAAAUGCUUUUCUCCAAGCAAGGGCUUUUAAUUUUUAAAGGACAGGAGCACACAAGGGCUUUUUAUGCUCAGCGCUGCAGCGGCGUCAUUUUAAGGGUGUUAUGUUGAAGGAGAGGCAAAGUACAUUUGCACACGAAACAGAUGUUUUUAAACCAGCUGAAUAGCUAACUAACGAAAUAUAACACGCUUCAUGCAAAAGAGAAGCAGAAGUAGAGAAAAAGGCUUCUACUCAUGUUAGCUACAGGUUCGCCUUUAGCUGCUCUUAUUUGUUGGCUAACUUUAGGUUAGAUGGGUAACUUUCUAAAGUAAUUAGAAAUCAAGAAUAUUGCCUUAAGCAGAGGUAGGAUCAUUUUAAUUAAGAAUUAUUUGAGUUAGCUUAAGGAUCAAACCUAUAUUAGCAAAAAUUGUUAAUCAUACUUGGUGCCAAAUAUUACUCAAAAUGUUUCCUGUAUAUCGUGGCCUCCAGGUUAGCUUUAGAUCAUAGGUUCACUCACACUUUAUUUGCAUAGGAUUUCCUGCAGUAUACUGACUCAGCAGUAGUAGCCAUGUAGUUCAGCACAUCAGAGGCCCCUCGGGGUCAGAGUUCAGAACCACAUCCAUGAGCCAUGUCAGCAUUGACCUUUCAAACCAUGCAUGCCAUAUCCAUCUGCUUCCAGUGCUUACAUCGCUCUAUCUCUAAUCGAGUCUCAAAUGGCACCCUAAUCUCUAUACUCCGUAGGGAUACCGGACUGCUACAUUUAAGACGCCUUACAAGGGCGUGUGGGCCCAUAAGCCUGUGCUGUGUUUAACGAUGUUUACUCCAAUAGAGCGCAGGGUGCUUUUUGAGACCUCUGUCUAUCUCUUCUUACCGCCAUACAGCUUUGAUACUCCGAUAUCAACAACAAAUAAUUGUAUUAUUAGUAAAAAAUUAUUCUACUCUAAAGGUGCCACUGUGCAGAGGAUGACAGACUCUGUCACAUAUUAUAGUUAUUAAUCUAUUAAUGGGGGAGGCGUGGUUUGAUCGAAAAGGAGCAGAGUUGGGAUGCUGGGGUCGUAGUCUUUGUAAUAUUAUAUUAUUCUAGUUUCAUUUUCUACUCUUGAUGUGGUUUGUGAGAUUGUGUUGUUUUGAUCACAUCUGAAGCCUCUGACGGGAGGAGAGGAAGAGACAGUGGAGCGCUCGGACGAUCUCUCGUGGACAUUAACCUCACCUCACUGGCGCCAGAGGUCGACUUUAUCAGCGGGACACUCAACACUGAAAGUGCAAUAUACACAUAUACAUUCAUUCAGGGUACUAUACUUCUGAGGACUUGUUGACCCAAUGCACUACAGACAUAAGUUGUGUUACCUGGUACAGGGGCUGGAAAUAAUGCAAUCCAAUCCAGCAGUCUGUAAAAACAAAUACUUUUAUGAAGCUUAAAAGAGUCCAUUUUGGUUAAGACCGACAGAGGCAAAAUAAUAGAAACAGUUUACAAUGUAAGGCGCUAUAAUACAACUCAACCACAGCCUCAAAGAUACCGUAGAUUUAUUUGAACUACAGCCUCUUCAGUGUCACCAAGGAAUUAACAGAUUUCACGGAAGUAAUGUUUUUUGCAGAACUGCCAUGAUGGAUUGUGUUACAUUGUACAGGGAUUGCUUUUGCUGUUUGCCCCCUUGUGUAUUCUUUAAGACCUAUUUAGAUGGUUGAAAGUUGUAUUACAUCUUAACUUCUUCCCUUUCACUGUGGCUCCAAACAGAAUCCUCUGCUUUGGUCCUUAAAGUUAAAGGAAUAAUUAGUCAAUUACUAACUCUGUGUUACUUUGAAUUCUUAAAGAAAACGUUGUUUAUUCCACAGCAAACAAAGAAUCAAAAAACAAAAAAAGGUCUUGAUGAAUUUAAGUAAUUGGGGGUUUAACAAAACAUCCAAAAACUCCUGCAGCAUAAUCCUAGUCUCAUUUAUCCAGUUGUAUGCUCACUACUUUCCAAACAUAUGCCUUUUGACUAUUUAAAACACAUAGCAUAAACAGUACACGCGCGAAUGAGUGGUGCGCCUGCGCAAGCAUGAGACUGUUUAUGCGGAAGUAAAUAAAAGAGACUUGGAUUAUACUGCACAAGUUCUGUGAUUGAUAUAGUUUUGCUGUUGUUAAACACCGCCAAUUUACUUUAAUUCAUCGAGCAUUUUCUCCAUUUUUGGAUUCCUUCUUCACCGUUAAGGCAUGCAAGUUUUCUACAAGAAUACAAGGUAACACAGGGUGAGUAAUUGAUACACAAAUGAUAGCCCGUUGGGGUAAAGUAUUCCUUUCGAUGUGAAACAUCAAUGCAAUCGAAAGGAAGCCUUGAGUACUCAUAUUGUGAUUAAUCAAUGACAUCACACAAGUUUCUCUUAGAACAAACUCAAAAUGAAUGAGCAAAUCCUAACUUAAAACUUACUUACUCCUAAAUUAAAAAACUGACCCUAAUAAAUGUCCUAAUUUUAGAUUUGUUUGUGUGGGAUAUAGGUCCUCAUAAGUAUAGAAACACAAGAACACAACACAUAGCAAUACACACACUCCGUAAUGCUCACAAAAAUAUACACAGACAUUGAGUAUGCACAGAAACACACACUCAUACAGCACACACUCACAGCUUCAGCUUCGGCCCGUGCGGUGUGGGGAUAAGUGUGUCCUGUUAAAAGAAAAAUCACUGUGUCAUGUUUGGAGAAAAAAAAAUCAUUUUAAGUGUUUCUUUGGGAGAAAAACAACAAACUGUUUCUGUUGCUGAUGUGUCGCUCCUCAAUGAAAACUUCAAGUACACUGAGCCAGCUAAUCAAACACGCAGGAGCAGAAGAACUGUUUGAGAAAUGUGAAUUUAAUGGAAUAGACAAACACAUGCUAUAAGCACUCUACACUUUGCACUUCCUACCAACACACACACAUACACUAACACGUACAAGGUUACUGUGUGAGGAGGGCUUACGGGUGGAGUUAUGUGCCUGCAUGUUUGUGUGUGUUAAUAUUCAUGUGUGUGUGUAUGCGUGUGCAGUUAGCCUCUCCUCACCCAUGCACCCAGUGCCUGCCUGUCCUGCCUUCAGACAGCUCCCAGAUCAGCCAUGGGGCUUCCAGUAUAACCUCCUCUGCAUUCCCACAACCUUUAACGGUUGCACUGGGAUCAGUUUUAGAGCUAACUGCCCCGGUCAUUCCUCAGCAGACGCAGCCAUAUAAGAUACAAGGACUGUUUUGGAGUGAGUGGUUUCUGGUGGAUACUGUCUAUUACUGACACAAUUUCAAAAGGAGUUUAUGUUACAAAGCUAAGGGGGAAGUCAUUUUCUGGGUUUUUUCGAAGGUCUGACUGGACUCUUGGUCUUUUGCCGUCUUUGUCUGUGAGGCUGGUUUAGGGUCGGCAGAGGGGGCUUAGCAGGAUAGACAAUAAUCUAUAAAGUCCCUGAUGACGGCUGGUCUUGAAUCAGCACAGCCUGGUGUAGCCUGCUGUUCUCAAAUCCGCCAAAAAAAGAAGAAAGAGGGACAAGUUCAUCUGCAAUACUUGCUUGUAAUUGUGUUGCUGAGAUUGUGUCUAUAGGAGCUCCGACAUGAAAGCGUCUCUUAGAUGACGUGAGAGUUUGUCCCACUUGUACUGCCAAUUAGAAUUAAAUGUUGUUAAUGUGGGACAAUAUAGAGAUAUUCUGGACAGGUAAACUGUUAGUUCCCUAGACAGAAUAUAUUAUUAAAAUAGCCAUGAUUUCUUAAAUUAUUCUGGCCUUGCUGCCUAUUAAGCCCGUUCUCCAGACUGCCCUCUUCCUGUUUUGUUUUUUUGCCAGGCUUUAGCCCUUUAGCUAGAGAGAUUUCGUACCUGUCUUGCAUUUUACACAUAUUAUUUUGACAGGAAGUACACAGCGAUUAAAAUUAGCUUUUUACGGUUUCGCCUCAAGCCCCGCGUUCAGACAGUGUUGUUUACAUGCAGAACAUAUCCGAGGGUGGCAUGGGUGACUGACCAAGGAUGAAAGACCCAAAAUGGCAGGAUGUUAAACCAGGCUUUGAGAGUUUCGCUCUGCAUCAGGUGUAUUCAGGCUCCCUCUUGCAUACAUUUCUCAUGAGCAGUAGUGACGUUAAAGGUUUCUUCUUCCUCAACAAGAGUUCUUCUUCCUCAACAAAAGAUUAUCUGCUUCUUGUUGAGAUCAGUUUUUAUUUAAAGAGUCACACUAGAUUUUCUGACAAAUUCCUGCAAUGUAUAUGUGAAAUAUGUCUAUUGGGUUACUACAGAUUUUUGUAUGAGUCAAACUCUCAUCUGAGAAAGCCAUGCCCCAAAGUGACUGAAUUGCCCAUCAUCUUCUACUGAGCCAUGUUGUAAUGGGUAGAGUCAGGCUGCAAGGCGUAGAGAAAGCCACACAGAACAAUCACACUUUUGGUGUUAUCAAAGAGUGCACAGACAGUUUCAGCCAUGCUCAUGGCUCUAUGGAUGGCAAUGUGGGAUCGGUCGACUUUGGUCCAGACUGAAAUAUCUUGACAACUAUUAACUGGAUUGUCAUCAAAUGUGGUACAGAUACCCACGGUGCCCAGAAGAUAGAUCCUGCUGACUUUCACCACCGUGGGGUUUGACAUUUGUCAUUUUAAGUGAAACUAUUUGAUGGAUUGCCAAGAAAUGAAUAACAGACAUAGACGUCCUCAGGAUGAAUUGUAAUAACUUAGGUAAUCCCUUAACUCUUCAAUUAGCAUUGUCAUUUUGACCAUGUUAGCAUCCUGAUGUUAGCAUUUAGGUCAAAGCACCGCUGUGGACUCUUCUUGUUAUUUAAAGUGGAAUUGGUAGAAGUGGUGAAUGAUUGUAACCUGACAUUGUCCAUUUCAAACUGACCUGAGGACUGUUAGUAAACAAAAACCAGAACACAAACUCAGGAGAAGAGAUGUUAGUGACACAUUACCUUUUUGUUUAUUUCUUAGUUUCUUAUUUCAUUUUUUGUCACAGUGACAUAGAUGGAGCAGUCCCUUCAGAAGACAAGUAAAUGAUCCAGAUUAUCCGUAAAAACAAAGCUUAAUAUUUAAUUGUUAUCGUGUUUAUUAUAUGUGUAGCAAUGACCUGGCAAAAAGCAAAAGGGGUUUUUUUUGUCAGGGAGUGUAUCUUGCAGGAAUUGUAGCAGUUUGCUUUGAGGGGAAACUAUUUAAAUAAAGACUAGGACACUAAAUAGCAACCAGCCGUUACUGUCUUGAGGGGUGACACUGGCGAUCAUCAACGUUGCCUUGCAGCAGUGAUGAAAGUGAAAAACAAAAGCCUAAAGGCAAAUGUGCAGCUGGAACCUUAAGCUGCAGUGUGAAAUAAAAUCCCCCAAAAAUGUGGGUCAUUAUUUUAAAACGUCGAAAAGCGUGACAAUGGGUGAUGAGUUUAAAGAUGGAAGGUGAUCAACAGUUUUGGAAUCUGUGUCAAUGGGCAGCUUUUUAUCCUGCUCCAUACCUCUGAGCCCUAUCAUGAGAUACUUAGAUACACACACACACACACACACACACACACACACACACACACACACACACACACACACACACACACACACACACACACACACAAACACAUACAGACAUGCAUGCAGAAACAUGCUGGCACUCACAUUCGUCUUUCUAUACACAGGCAUACUGACUGUAUAACUCUCCCAGCUCACACACACACACACACACACACACACACACACACAUACACACACACACACACACACACACACACACACACACACACUAACACACAUUUAGCUGCCAGCCAGUUUCACUGUAUACUUUAUAAUGUAAACCUCCAACUAACAGCGGUCUGACACGGACACAUGCUGUGAAUAAAAGCACACUUUUACUUACAUGAUAUAAAUAUGAUUACCUAUAUCUAGAGAGAAGGAAUAUUAUAUACAGUAUAAUGAUUAGAAAAUAAAGAGUCACCUUUUCAAA